Komagataella phaffii GS115 is the source of this 4356-nucleotide messenger RNA. RefSeq lists its product as uncharacterized. Gene Ontology annotation, biological process: intracellular signal transduction; negative regulation of TORC1 signaling; positive regulation of autophagy. Bases 1 to 4356 code for a protein of 1451 amino acids. Gene Ontology annotation, molecular function: GTPase activator activity. The record is from RefSeq and is a predicted model, not a curated record. Gene Ontology annotation, cellular component: GATOR1 complex. NCBI's taxonomy places the organism in Eukaryota, Fungi, Ascomycota, Pichiomycetes, Pichiales, Pichiaceae. The transcript has a single exon.
AUGGAAAGAAUGAAAAGGGGGGGUGUGUCCUCCAAUUACCAGAGUAUUGUUAUUGGAAAAAACACUGGAAGUCUUCCAAUCCGUUCCAGGAGCUUCCUAAAACGCCCUGGGCGUGGAUCUGAAAUACCUUCUGCUCAAGCUAGCCAGCCCCAAAUUUAUGAAGAGGAAACGGAUAUGGAAUUGUUCGAACCAAUGAAGUGCGCAGUAAAGUUCCAUGAGCCAAGGGCCUCCACGGCACCUGUCUUAUUGGAAGGCAAGGCUGCACUGGGUAUCAAACCAGGAACUAUUGGAGAAUUGGAGUCUCUAGAAGGUACCCCAAGAAGAUUGAUGUUCCUAGUAAAAUAUGUUGAGGAUGAAAUACCUAGUAGUAAGGUUAAUACAAGUAAUAAUCCAAAUCAGCCUCAAGUUUCAAUUCAAACUGGCUCUUUACAAGAAUUACUAAUGUUAAAGAGGGGUUCUCCAGUUCUUCUUCGAUUGAGAAAACGUAAAGAUGCGGAAGCAGAUGUUGUAGAGCUGAGAAUCAAAGAUGUGCAUCUUUCACGAGGUGAUAUGUGGUGUUUAUCAUCAACGCUUGCCGGCACUUGCGUUUAUAAGCAUGAAAAAAAGUCAUUUAUUGACAGCUCUAUCCGAACCACAGUGAGCAAAAUAUACGUCGGAGGAAGAUCCGUGUUUUCAGCCUAUGUCGGAAAGAAUACACGGAUUGUUUUCAGGUCAGAGUCUGUAAAACUGGUCAUAUUAAUCCAAAUUUCCAGCGAAAUGUGGGAUUUUGAAGAGACUGGGCAACAAAUGUUCAACAAAUUGAUAAACUCAUUGUUUCCAAAAGUAUUUAGCAAGUGGACUGAAUUGGGUGCCCACCAUCUAAUCACUAUUGUCUUAUUUAGUAGCAUUGACUUGGGUAACAAGUCUUGGUCUUUAUUAGGAUCAGGAGACAGACCACCAGAUAGAAAAGACUAUUACAGGGUAGUAGUAGACCAGGUAAGCAUCCUUUUGUGGAGUGAAAUAAUGAGUGCCUUACGUUUUGAAUUUGCCAAUUUUAUGAAGGAUAUUAUGCUGAGGGAAAAUAAGGCUCCCUGCAAGACUGAUAGGAAUGAAGAGUAUGUCAUACAAGGUAGGUUCUUACCAGCAGUAAAAGGAAACUUAAUCGAGGCAAUAAACCUGGCCACUACACUUGUUACUGAUCAUUUCAGGGAUCCAGAGCUCAGAUAUACUUCAAACCAUUUUAUUUUAAUUUCACCAGGAACUGGAAUCUACGACGUGGAUUACAAUUUGAUGGCUCAUACUAGCAAGAAAAUGGCAAAGGUAGAUGCAGCCAUAGAUGUUAUAUGUCUGAGUCAACCACCAUUGCAUGUUGUACCACUUUUCAGGUACAAAGAAUCUAACUCGAAAAUUCGACAUUGUAUACCGACCUGGUUGGAUGUAAGUUUCUGGAAUGAUUCUUCACAGUAUAUUAGCCAAUGGAUGCCAAGAUGCAAAAUAUAUGAAAUUCAAAUGAUGGGAGUAGUGGAAAAUGAAUUAAAAACCAUUAAUCUUCCGAACCUACGAAUUAACCCGAAUAGUAAGUCUAUCAAUGAAGUCAUAGAUAAAUAUGACGAAGAUGUCUUUAAACCAGCCUCUCCUCACACUACAGAAGUAAAGAAAAUACCACUUCAUCUAAGCCCUGAAGUAUUGCAAGUUCCCAAAAAGAACUCACCAAGCACUGAGACGUUCAAAAUUAAUCAGACGAAAGAGUGUCAGCCAUCAACGAUUGAUGUGAAAGCUUUAGGUACUACAAACAGCAGAUUAGGCAUCUCAGCAAGGUCAUCUCUGCUAAACUUUAUCAAUGACGAUUCAAAGUCAGGGAUCGGCAACUUUAUUAGGGAAAGAAUAUCUUCACUUCCGGCCUCUUUGGUUCGAGUAAAAAGUGCAGAAUUUGAUAAAGAAGAGCCCAAAACGCAGACCGUCAGGCCAGUAUCAAUGUUUACUAUGAAGGAAGAUACAAUAAAAUCAAAAAGUAUACAACCUCCGAGGAGGUUAGAAAAGGUAGUCAAGAAAGUUGAAAGUACAACUCAAUCCCCACCAUCGUUAACUAGAACUAAUAGUUCGGUCAGUGUACCAGAGGAUGUUAACUCCCAAAGAGAUGAUAAGUUGAGUCCUUACUGGACAACUGUUCAGAAUCCCAGCAAAGCUUUAACCUCAGAACUCUUAAAGAUGAUUGGUUAUGGAAGAUGGCAACACGUUUUUCCAUCAAAGGUUAAGAGAAGGGCUGUCAAGUGGUCCUCAUUAUCAACCCCUGCUUCUCUCCCUCUCACGACACAGGUUUUUCCUAGGCUUUCUGACUUUGAGUCUAAUUUCACUUUCCAGAUUUAUGAUGUUAUCCUUAAUAACAAUGAUACAAAAAUAAACACUGGAGAUCUAAUCAGAGAGAUGAUAUAUCUGAGACUGGUUCUCGGAUUCCAAAUCUGCACUGGGGAGAAGGUAGAUACUGUUGAGUCACGAAGGAAACCUGGAGGAGAUCCGAAUUUGUUGAUCAAGUAUCUGGAUAAACAUAGCUAUCACGGGUCCAGAAUAUACAUGAUACUGGAGGAUGAAAUCCACAGAAUCAGUUGUGAUUAUCACGGAAAGGCAAAUGUGCAAUUGUAUCGCCGAUCCAAUAAAAGCAUCAAUGUUAAAGCAGAAGACGUUGGAUCUUACUUCAGCAACAUAAGAACCAGAUACGAUGAUCUUUAUCGACCAUCAGUAGUUGAUUGCUUCAAGAAUGAGAUCAAAUCCUAUAAUUGGAACCAAUUGGAUCAAAUUUUGGCUGGCUACUAUGAGUCUGUGGAUGAAGAUCAAAAGUACUAUCAUAAAAUGAAAUUUGUAAUACUUCCAGCCGAUAUUCCGGAGAAAUCUUAUGCUUUUAAGCUGAAUGAAAAUAAAGAAAAAUUGAGCCCGGAAGAACUGAGAUUAGAAGGUCUUCGCAAACUGAUUGCUACAAUACACAAGGGAAGACAUGUUGCAGAACAGGAUAAAACUAAACAAGCUAAGAAAGAAGAAAUUCUCCCAGAGAUCAACUUUUACACUGGCGAUCUGUUCACAUUUUUGAGCAAGCAAUCCGAAGUCUACGAUCCAGAUAAACCACAUAAAAACACUAUGCUCGUUGAAAGUUUAGGGCUUAACACUAACAUUUCAAUGAAGCAAUUAGCACAUUAUUUGCAGUCGAAGGACGGAAUUGUUUUAGCUGAUAGAAAAUGGCAUUUCCGAAUUCACCGUCAUUGUUUUGUUGGUUUGGAAUUGGUUAGUUGGAUGAUUGAGAAUUUCAAUGACAUCGACUCUCGUGAAGAAGCCGAACGAUAUGGGAAUAAGCUAAUGAACAACGGACUGUUCAGUCACGUCGAGAAGCGUCAUAGUUUUCUUGAUGGUCACUAUUUUUAUCGUCUGAACAGUGAAUACGUGGAGAAGGUUGAACCAGGAAAUACUAGUAUUAAAACCAGAGAAUCCCGCUCAAAUUCGAUAACUGAUAGUUCCAAGUUAAAAUCUCCCAUGUUGUCUCCCCAAACAACUAGGGAACGAUCUGGUACGAUCACCGAUUCACCAUUGAAGAAGGUCACCAGUAAAACUACUGAUGGAGCACCAAAGCGGUUUAUGUUGAGUCGAUUCGUCAUUUACGACGUUGAUCAACAGAAGAAAUCAUAUCGUAGGGAGUUGGUCAAAGUCCACUACGAUAGAGUGCACAAUCCAGAGCAUUGUUUCCAUAUCCGUCUUGAGUGGCUGAAUACAACAACGAAGUUGAUUGAAGAUACAGUAAACAGUUGGACAAGGUUGUGCGAACGAUAUGGGUUGAAGUUUGUGGAAACCCCAUGGGCUGAGCUUUGCAGCAUGCCUGAAAAAAAUCCAUUCCAUUCAUUCGUCACGAUUAGACUGGCUUUAAAUCCAUGGAACGAAAAGGAGUUUACUCCAGAGGACAACAAUCCCUUAGACGAAAACAAAUUUUUCUACCAUCUUUAUUUAUUAGACAAAUCGGGCUUUAUGCUGGACAAUCGUACAACUAUUUUCUUUACCAAAGUGGAGAUAAAUGUUGCAUACUCAUGGGGAACGCCAGAAUUCAAGUUUGCCCAGUUCAUCCAUAAAACUGGAGCUUAUAUUGCAGAGAUUAGAGAUAACGGAGAUCUGUUUCUAGCUCCGAACAACACACAUGUUGCUAGAGUGAAUAUGGACAUCAGCAACAAUAAUAUCUACCAGCAACAAUCGAAUUAUGGAACAUAUUUGGACAGUCAAAGGGUUAUGCUGGAAUUUCAAUCCACAUGUGGGGAUGCAGAAAAGUUGCGAAAACUAUUCAACGAGGCUAGAGUAAAGUGGGAAAAAAGCCGUGACAUUGACCAAGCCAUAUUUGGCAGCUGA